GAGUGAUGUGGGAAUAACCUGUUCUGUGUGAAAGACAAGAAAGAAAACAUUUGAUAAAGGGAAGAAACAAAACAUCUGAUAAAUGGAAGCCAUGAAGAUAUCAAAGCGGUUCUUCGCUUUGGGGAUUUUGGCAUGCAUAGCUAUUUAUGUUGCAUACAUAAAAUGGCACUUGGAUUCCAAGCCAGUUGUGGGAGCAACAGAAGGAGUUGCUGAAAGCAGGGGAGACAAACUGAACCAUCAAGCACUGAACACAGAUCUCUCGGUCUUUUAUGGAAUUAUGUUUGAUGCAGGAAGCACAGGAACUCGCAUCCAUAUUUUUAAAUUUACACGGCAACCAAAAGAGACUCCCAAAUUAACCCAUGAGACGUUUAAAGCACUGAAGCCAGGUCUAUCCGCAUAUGCUGAUGAUGUCGAAAAGAGUGGCCAGGGAAUAAAAGAGCUCUUGGAGGUGGCAAAGAAGGAAGUUCCUAUGGAGCUGUGGAAGUUUACUCCUCUGGUCCUGAAAGCCACAGCUGGCCUACGGUUGCUGCCAGGAGAGAAAGCUCAGAAGUUGCUGGAUAAGGUGAAGGAGAUUUUUCAGGCCUCCCCCUUCUUUGUGAGGGACAACUGCGUGUCAAUAAUGAAUGGAACUGAUGAAGGUAUUUCAGCCUGGAUCACAAUAAAUUUUUUAACAGGUAGCCUAGAUGAUCCACGGAAGAGAAGUGUAGGGAUGCUGGAUUUGGGUGGUGGAUCAACACAGAUCACCUUCCUUCCACACACUGAGGCAACUCUUCAGACAUCACCAGCUGGCCAUACAACUUCAUUUCAGAUGUUUAACAACACCUACAAGCUGUAUUCGUACAGUUACCUGGGACUCGGGCUGAUGUCAGCAAGGCUCGCCAUUUUAGGAGGAGUUGAGGGAAAACCCUUAGGAGAAGGGGAGGAAUUGAUCAGCCCCUGUUUACCACCUGGCUUCAAAUCUGAAUGGCAACAUGCUGAGAUAGUGUACAAAAUUAAAGGACAGAAGGCAGGUGAGCCUCUGUAUGAGUCUUGUUCUAACAAAGUGGCAAAGAUGCUCUACAAAAAAGUGCAUAAAGCUGAGGAAGUGAAGGACUUGGAUUUUUACGCUUUCUCAUACUACUAUGACUGUGCAGCAGAGGUUGGUCUCAUAGAUAAAGAAAAAGGAGGAAGCUUAACCCUUGGUGACUUUGAAAUUGCAGCUAAAUACGUAUGUAAGACCAUGGAAAUCAGCCCUGGAAGCAGCCCUUUUCUCUGCAUGGACCUCACGUACAUCACCUUCCUCCUGCAAGAACUGGGCUUCCUGAAGAGCCAAGUCUUUAGGCUUGCCCGGAAAAUUGACAAUGUUGAAACGAGCUGGGCAUUGGGAGCCACUUUUCAUUACAUCGACUCGCUCAAUAGACUGCAGUACUAA
This is a messenger RNA of Phaethon lepturus (White-tailed tropicbird), 1411 nucleotides long. It is a transcript of the gene ENTPD6, whose product is annotated as ectonucleoside triphosphate diphosphohydrolase 6 (putative). Gene Ontology annotation, cellular component: membrane; Golgi apparatus. The record is from RefSeq and is a predicted model, not a curated record. NCBI's taxonomy places the organism in Eukaryota, Metazoa, Chordata, Aves, Phaethontiformes, Phaethontidae. Gene Ontology annotation, molecular function: UDP phosphatase activity; GDP phosphatase activity. The coding region runs from base 83 to 1411 and encodes 442 amino acids. Gene Ontology annotation, biological process: nucleoside diphosphate catabolic process. The transcript has 13 exons.